AUGGAAGGGGAUGGGAGUAUAAGUCCGGGAGUGACGGCGGCGCCUCCAGCAGUUGCGGAGGUCGGGGAAGGCUUUCAUCCGUCGGUCUUGACCAGGCCGGAGAGCCUCGGUCAUAGCGGCGGGGUGACGACGUCUGUGACGGCGGCUGUCUCCGCCGCUGCGCUGGCUGACGCCGCCGGCUCGGCUCCAGCUCCCACCGCUUCCGCGGCCAUUGCUGCCACUGGUGUUGCGCCGGCGGUGACUGCCGGCGCCGCCCCUGCUACCGUGUCGGCGGCCGCCGCUGCCGUGGUGUCGCCGCCGGGGUCUGCCACAUCCGUCGGAACGGCAGCGGCGACGGGCACUCCGAUAUUGAAGAAGAAGAGGGGGAGGCCGCGGAAGUACGGCCCGGGAGGAACCCUGUUGAUGCCUCUGAGCCCCAUGCCGAUCUCCGCCUCGGUGCCCGCCGGCGACAUUCCCGUGGCGGCGGCGGCGGCGAUGAUGAUGAAACGGGGUAGAGGGCGGCCAGGCGGUUCGGUAAACCAACAUCAGCGCGGGGUCGAGAUGAUUUCUUUCGGUAAUUCUACGAUCUACGGCACAUUCUCUUUCCCGUUCCCAGUUCACGUUUUUCUCUUCGAUUCCUUCAUUCUUGCCUGACGAAUAGCAUAAAAUUAUGGUCAGCAUGCGUCUGCGCUCCUUCUAACUGUAUUAUAUUUAUUUCGCUACCCUCGGUCUGGUUAUUUAUUUUUUGCGGGUUUCAUAUCCUCAUCACCGAAUCAUUAGAAGUAAAUGGAUUACAUUUACUCUUAGCCUAGGAUAAAUGAACAAAUAGACGCAGCAGCUUCACCCAGCAAAUCCGUUGCAUUAUAGAAGUGUUUUUUUUUUUAAAUUGCUUUUUAGAGUUAACUUGUACGUUUCUUGAUCCCUUCAAAGUUUUCUUUCCAGGCGAAUCAGUUGCAUACUCUGGUGGGGCUAAUUUCACGCCGCAUAUAAUUACUGUCGCAGCCGGUGAGGUAUGUCUUACCAACGUUGAAAAUCUAAGAAUCCGGUCGUAGAAAAUUGCUAUGUCUCAAGUUAUCGCAUUGAUCCUUCUCCCUGUUCUCAUUUGGAUAAUUCUUCCUCAACGUACUUCAUUAAGGAUGUGUGUUUUUGAAUCCAUGGAAGUAUUAACGGGAGUCAAAUCAGAAGGCCAUCUGAUGGCCCUCACUAUGCCACUUUCCUGUAGUGUUUAGGUGCAGUAUCCCUUCUCUUGCGCGGAGGGCUACUGUGUGUCUGAUUUUAGCAACGGGUGGCAUCUGCAGACACGUUGGAGGCAAUCCUUCCAUUGGAUGUGACCUUUUGGGAGAGGAUGGUUAGAAGGGCCCCUUUGACUUGGUUGAAUGAGAGACGCGCAUACAAUUUCAGAGAAAGAUCUGGGCUUCCUGCCUUAGCUCCCUCUCCACAAGAUUCAAGGCUGAUGCCCGUUUUUAUCAGUAAUUUCCCAUAUCUCAAGCGAAAACAUUCGUCUCCAUGGGGGGAUUCCAGACCGUGCCUAUGUCUACCUUACAGAAUUUGAAAUAUUUUAUUGUUGUUUUACGUGCUAUUUUUGAUGGCUAUUUGACGUUUCUCAAAGAAACCUAAGAGUGAGAUUGAGAACACCCGUGAGUCUUUUAUGAUGAUACACUGGAGUUGGAAUCAUGCAUGUAGGCGUAGGGAUUCGACUAAAUACUCGAGUGCUAGUGGGGAUCAAUGGUUAGAUAUCUUCACUCCGGGUCUAUGAUUGAGUCAUCAAGGACAGAUUGAAGGAUAUUCUACAAUGUUUUUGGGUUUUAUCGCUUAAAUGGUCUUGCUAUGGUGUGCUCAUUUACGAUUAAGUGGGGGGGAGGGGUUUCUAAGGAUGAUGAGGAUUUGAGUGAAUAUUUGGGUAAAUGUCGGGAUCAAAGUGUGGAUGUUCUCAAAUGAAACUUGGAGAAGAGGUCAUACGCAUUGUAGUUGUGUAUUCUUAAUGUAAUCAGGCAUAGCGUAAAACCGCUCGGAUGAAGCAGAGUCCUGAUCUGAACAAAAAUAUGAAUCCUGAUUGAAAUAUUAGUUAUAUAUUUACAAGUUUGUGGGACCUCUGAUUAUUUUCUCCAGUUAGAAGUGGACUCGGGAGAGAUCAGAUAGCAGCAGGUCCUUUGUGUUAAGUAAUAAUUAUUUUUUCCAUGAUUCUGUUGAUUGUCAAGUAAAAAUUGAAUCGUGCGCUAUUUGAAUUUUUAUUCUUUCCCACUUACGUAGUCACUGCAUCCUCUCAUUUACAUCUGGAUUUUUUGUAGGAUGUCACAAUGAAGGUCAUAUCAUUUUCUCAGCAAGGGCCUCGAGCCAUCUGCAUUCUCUCUGCGAAUGGCAUAAUCUCAAAUGUUACACUGAGGCAACCUGAUUCAUCUGGCGGCACGUUGACAUACGAGGUAUGAUCAAUAUUUUACGGAUUUUUCUGUACUCAAUUCUAUCAAUUGCAAAUGAUGCCGUGCUCUGAAUUAUUAAUAACCAUUUUUUAGUGAAGUAAAUAUAUCUUUGAUCAAUUAAUCUGUUUUUCUUCAUAUUCUUCAUAUUCUUCAUUGAGCUUCACGUCGAAUGCUUGUGUUCUUCCUGUGACAGGCACGUGAGUUUAUUAUUUUGAUUUUCGAGGCCUCCAAUCAUGAUGUUCUGUUUUCUUAUCCUUUUCCCUUCUUAUUUUCUUUAUUUAAUAAUGAACUGUUCCUCAGAUUCAGGGAUCUCAUUGCAUUUGCUUAGGAAGUUUUUGAUUCGUGUGCCACUCAUCACUUGCUGCUGGCCAUUAUUUUAACACAUGAAGAUUCAUUUGUUGGUUUUACGAAUCUCAUUUAAUAAGGAUUUUUUUAAAUUGACACACAGCGUAUUGAUGCUCGUUAGUUUUAUCAGAGGAGUUUUCUUUUUCCACUUUGCUUUCUAUGUGCUAAAUUUCUUCCCUCCCGUUAUGUAUGUGAAUACGAAACAAAAUGAACUGUUCAUGAUACGAAACACCAUUUGAUAAGAUUUUGCAUAAUCCUCUUUUUUGAAACGGUGAAAAUGGGGUAAGUUCCUGUUCUCUUAAGGAACAUGUGAGUUGACUGGUUUGAGAUGUAAUCUGCCAAUCACCAUACCUCGUAUGGCAUCAGUCUCAGCAAGUUAGGAGAUUAAUUGACGUUCAUAUCAAGGAAGAAUAAUCAGGCAUCAAUGCUUUCCCUGUAAAAUAGUUUAACUUACUAAAUCUACCAGUCCUACGUUUUGUGUUGGAUCGCUUGAUGCAGAGAAGGGAAGAGAUAAUGGUGUGGGUGGGUGACCAUAACCUAGAGUUAGUAAGAACAUUGCACAGGGAAUGCAUUAUACCCGAUUAACCUGCAGAUAUUGGUUUUUUAUUUUUUAUUUUUAGAUUUGUUCUUCUGCUUCAUGACAUUUGGCCCUUCGCUGUGAGGCUCUUCCCAGUCCCUCCAAUUUUUGACCUAAAUUGUUACUCUCUUCUGGCAGGGUCGGUUUGAAUUGCUUUCCUUGUCUGGGUCAUUCAUGCCGACGGAGAGCGGAGGACCAAGGAGCCGGUCUGGUGGGAUGAGUGUCUCUCUGGCAAGCCCCGAUGGCCGUGUUGUCGGUGGAGGAGUUGCAGGUCUGCUGGUGGCUGCCAGCCCCGUUCAGGUUUUGUCAGCUCCCACCACCAUCUCUUCCAAAGGACUCAUUUUUCCCUGCAGAUGAUUUCAUCGUUUUAUAUGGCAGAGAAAACACGGAUUCAUUAAUUUUAAAAUAAAAUUAUAAUUCAUCAGAAAAUUGCAUUUUUUCUUGGUGUUCUAGAGAGAUCGAUCCCCCGUUUUGUGAUAAUCCAAUCUGGGUUUGGACAGGUGGUGGUGGGCAGCUUCACGCUGGGCUACCAGAUGGAGCAGAAGACCAAGAAGCUCAGGGUGGAGCCAGCCAAGGUCUCCCCUGCCCUGCCGCCUGUGCAGCCCGCCGGCGGCGGGGGAGACGUGGAGGAGACGACGUACGCCGCCGGGCAAGUCUUCACUGCAAAGGCCGCCGCCACCGCCGCCGCCCUCCAGGGGGAGAGCUGGAUCCCAUCCCCCCACUCUGUCUCGGAGCCCCCCGGUGGCGCCGCCCUCACAGACAUGAACAUGUCCUCGUCCGAAAGGUGA
Messenger RNA from Spirodela intermedia, 4106 nucleotides. The record is from the annotation of a GenBank genome assembly. Lineage: Eukaryota; Viridiplantae; Streptophyta; Magnoliopsida; Alismatales; Araceae.